AGAGGGAGCUAUUAGACUAUACUCGUGCAGGAAGGACGGCCCUUCUGAAUGACUAUCCUCACUCCAACAGGCGAUCCCACUUCCUGUUAACCCCCUCUCUUCCUCCUCCCUCUUCCCUCUCUAUAAAAACCCCACCUCUCCUUUCUUCUCCACAUCUUCCUUCUCUUUCCGAACCCUCAAGUCGGCCUGAAGGGAAAUCUGACAAGAUGCGUGAGUGUAUCUCUAUGCAUGUUGGCCAAGCUGGGGCCCAAAUGGGAAAUGCAUGCUGGGAGCUUUACUGUCUGGAGCACGGUAUCCAGCCGGAUGGACAGAUGCCCAGUGACAAGACAAUAGGAGGAGGAGAUGAUUCCUUCAACACCUUCUUCAGUGAGACUGGAGCAGGGAAACAUGUUCCACGUGCCAUCUUUGUUGAUCUAGAACCCACUGUGAUUGACGAGGUGCGCACAGGCACAUAUCGCCAGCUGUUCCAUCCUGAGCAACUAAUUACUGGCAAAGAAGAUGCUGCCAAUAACUAUGCCCGUGGUCAUUACACCAUUGGUAAAGAGAUUAUUGACCUAGUGCUGGACAGGACUCGCAAACUGGCUGAUCAGUGCACUGGCCUUCAAGGGUUUCUCAUCUUCCACAGCUUUGGUGGAGGCACUGGCUCUGGCUUCACCUCUCUGCUGAUGGAGCGUCUCUCUGUCGACUACGGCAAGAAGUCCAAGCUGGAGUUUGCCAUCUAUCCUGCUCCUCAAGUGUCCACAGCGGUGGUGGAGCCCUACAACUCCAUCCUGACCACCCACACCACCCUGGAGCACUCUGACUGUGCCUUCAUGGUGGACAAUGAAGCCAUCUAUGACAUCUGCCGUAAAAACCUGGACAUCGAGCGUCCGACCUAUACCAACCUCAACAGGCUCAUCGGGCAGAUCGUGUCCUCCAUCACAGCCUCGCUGAGAUUUGACGGAGCUCUGAAUGUGGAUCUCACCGAGUUCCAAACCAACUUGGUGCCCUACCCACGCAUUCAUUUCCCUCUGGCUACAUACGCUCCUGUGAUCUCUGCUGAAAAGGCGUAUCAUGAGCAGCUCUCUGUGGCUGACAUCACCAACGCCUGCUUUGAGCCGUCUAAUCAGAUGGUGAAGUGUGAUCCUCGUCAUGGGAAAUACAUGGCCUGCUGUCUUCUGUAUCGUGGAGACGUGGUGCCCAAAGACGUCAACUCUGCCAUCGCUGCCAUUAAGACCAAGCGCACCAUUCAGUUUGUUGACUGGUGUCCCACUGGAUUCAAAGUAGGUAUCAACUAUCAGCCUCCAACUGUGGUUCCCGGUGGAGAUCUGGCAAAAGUACAGAGAGCCGUGUGCAUGCUGAGCAACACUACAGCUAUUGCUGAGGCCUGGGCUCGUCUAGAUCACAAGUUUGACCUGAUGUAUGCCAAGAGAGCCUUUGUGCACUGGUAUGUGGGUGAAGGAAUGGAGGAAGGAGAGUUCUCAGAGGCCAGAGAAGAUAUGGCAGCUCUGGAGAAGGAUUAUGAAGAAGUCGGCACUGACAGCAUCGGAGAGGAAGAUGAAGAGGGAGAAGAAUAUUAAAGAAGCAGAAUUACAGCCUGGAAAAAUAAAAUCUGACCAUUAAGACCAUUUUUGUAAAUUCAGUUCACAAUUGAAUUGGUUUUAUAUUAAUAAAAUUUGAAUAAGAAAAGAAAGAA
Molecule: messenger RNA, 1675 nt
Organism: Carassius auratus (goldfish)
Lineage: Eukaryota; Metazoa; Chordata; Actinopteri; Cypriniformes; Cyprinidae
Product: tubulin alpha chain-like
Exons: 4
Coding region: 207-1559 (450 amino acids)
Biological process (GO): microtubule-based process
Cellular component (GO): microtubule
Molecular function (GO): structural constituent of cytoskeleton; GTP binding
Source: RefSeq, a predicted model, not a curated record